Messenger RNA from Sphaerodactylus townsendi, 16566 nucleotides. RefSeq names its product bassoon presynaptic cytomatrix protein (gene BSN). The record is from RefSeq and is a predicted model, not a curated record. Gene Ontology annotation, biological process: protein localization to synapse; presynaptic active zone assembly. The transcript is spliced from 12 exons. Gene Ontology annotation, cellular component: GABA-ergic synapse; cytoskeleton of presynaptic active zone; axon. Gene Ontology annotation, molecular function: structural constituent of presynaptic active zone; metal ion binding. NCBI's taxonomy places the organism in Eukaryota, Metazoa, Chordata, Lepidosauria, Squamata, Sphaerodactylidae. Bases 97 to 12081 code for a protein of 3994 amino acids.
GCGGCGAUGGUGGAGCUAGGCUGAUGGCGGCGCAGGCGGCGCUGCGCUGAGGACGCUCAGGGAGCCCAUCCCCAUCCCGGCCGCUGCCGCCUCGCCAUGGGCAACGAGGCCAGCCUAGAGGGCGGAGGAGCUGAGGGGCAGCUGCCCCUCGGCCCCGCCGCCGGCCCUUCCACGUCGCCCGGGUCCGCCAAGCCGCCUUCAGCACCAGGCAGCGGUGGACAGCUCCCUCCGGGCAGGGCUCCAGCCGCCGCACCGGGCCCCGCGCAGCCGCACGGACCCUCCGCCAGCACACCAAGAAGACCAGAUCAAUCAGACCACUCUUUUGGACAGAGAGCAGCUUCCCCAUCCCUUAAACAGGUUGCCCAGACUAGUGAAAGCACAAGAGAGAUGAAGAGCCAUGGGCAGACAAUUCAACAGGCUGAUGGGCCAAGGAGGACACUCCAAGUGGACAGUAGGAACCAGAGAUCCGGACGUUCACCAUCUGUGUCACCUGAUCGAGGCAGUACCCCUACCUCACCUUAUUCUGUCCCCCAAAUUGCUCCUCUUCCCAGCAGCACUCUCUGUCCUAUAUGCAAGACAACAGAACUCACCUCCUCUCCUAAUCAGCCAAACUUCAACACCUGUACACAGUGUCACAAUAACGUCUGCAACCAAUGUGGAUUCAACCCCAACCCUCACCUGACUGAGGUGAAAGAAUGGUUAUGUUUAAAUUGCCAGAUGCAGAGAGCUUUGGGAAUGGACAUGACCACAGCACCUCGCUCCAAAAGCCAGCAGCAGCUACACUCCCCUUCGCUUUCUCCUUCCCAUUCCCCAGCCAAACAGCCACAACCACAGCCCCAAGUGGCAACUGGUCCAGAAAAACCACCAGGAACUAUGCAGCCAGGCCCCAGGCCAAGUGCUGGUGUCAUGCAGCCUGAGACUCCCAAACAACCCACAGCUUCAGCACGGAAGGAACCACACAGCCAAGUCCAGCCAAAACCUGCUGCUCCUCAGGAAGUGGUGAGAUCUUCCCCUCAGCAUCAACAAGCAAAGCCUUCGUCCGCUGAUCAGAGAAAGACUGUGGGAGACUCCCCAGCUAAGACUCCAGCACCUCCCCCUGGUGCUGGGGCACAAGAGCAAGAGGGCCUCACUGGAAAACUCUUUGGAUUUGGAGCUUCUCUCCUGACCCAGGCAAGCACACUCAUGUCUGUCCAGCCAGAGGCUGCUCCACAAAGUCAACAGUCCCCUGGCAAAGUGCCUCCAAAAAUUGUCUUCAGUGAUGCCAGCAAAGAAGCUGGCCCUAAAGCCCCAGGCACUGCUCCUGGAAUGCAGGGUAAGGCUGGAACUGUCCCAGCUGCAAAGCAAGUGAAAGCAGAACAAGUAACCAAGCCAAAGGAUGUGCCGAAAGAAAGGGUCUUGUGCCCCCUCUGCAAAGCGCAGAUCAAUGUGGGCUCUGGGGAACCCUCCAACUAUAAUACCUGUACAACCUGUAAGCAGCAGGUCUGCAACAUGUGUGGAUUCAACCCAACACCUCAUCUGGUGGAGAAAAACGAAUGGCUGUGUUUGAACUGCCAAACUCAGAGGCUGCUAGAAGGAAGCCUAGGAGACCCUGCUCCAAUGCCACUGCCUGCUCCAAAGCAACAGCCAACUGGAUCCCCUCGACACCAACCUAGUGGAAUUGGUCAGCAACAGAGAGGAGCCCCCCAGCAAGCAACACCCCAGAAACCUGACGCAUCGCCCUCUCAGACCAGGCACCUUUCACAAACAAAACAACUCAGGACUUCAGAACAGAGCAAAUUACCAACCACUGUCCAUGAACAAAAGCCUCCUGCUUCAUCAGAAGGAAAGCCACCCUCCAGAUUACCUGAACAGCCUCCAAAAGUUUCUGAAAGCCCAUUGCCAAAGGGGAAAAGUAUAGCCACAAAGCCAGAAGCAGAUAUUAAAGACAGCACAAUAAUAUAUGAAUCUCCAAAAAUGAGAGAGCAGGAGGAAUCCAGUAAGCCUUAUUCCUCAGACCUGUCCCGUAGCCCCCAAAGCCUGAGUGACACUGGCUACUCAUCUGAUGGCAUCUCCAGCUCCCAGAGUGAGAUCACAGGCUUGGUGCAGCAAGAAGGGGAGCAGCUGAAUGAAACAGGAAUUGUGGAGCAGAGCCCUCCAAGUCCAUCUGAACUCACUAAGCUGGAAAGCAGCAUGCGCCCCCUAUUGGAGUCAAAAGGGUCAACUGAUAGGGUGAAAACAUACCAUGAAUUACGAGAAGACCAGAGACAGAGGCCUCGGUCCCUUUCCAUCACUCCAGAAGCCUUUGAUUCUGAUGAGGAGCUUGAAGAUAUCAUGGAAGAAGAUGAGGACUCUUUAGAAUGGGAGAACCAAAGAGAACAGAGGGACAGCAUGGAGUCAUCAGGUGAAUUUGGCAGCAAGCUGCGCCAUGACUAUGUGGAGGACAGCAGUGAAGGAGGAGGGUUCUCCCCUGUACAAUCUAGGCCGAAAGCCAGAGAGCCCAAAAUGACUGACGAAGAGUUCAUGAGGAGACAGCUCCUGGAGAUGAGUGCAGAAGAAGAUAACCUUGAGGAGGAGGAGGAAGAAUAUGAUCGUGUAAAAUACAGCAUUGCAAAAAAGCCUGACUCUGAAAAAAGCAGAGAGGUUGCUUCAACCAAGAGGCGUUUGCCUCACAGCUCUGGCAGUUUGUAUGAGGAAGAGAGUAAAGAGUUGGACAGUACAGAGGGUGAUGAUAUGACUGCGUCUCAGGGAGGUUUGCGACGCUUCAAGACCAUUGAGUUAAACAGCACUAACAACUAUGGGAGAGACAUGGAAAUUAGCCAGGAGGCAGAUAUCAGCCUGGAUCGAGAACCUGAACUGGAGAUGGAAAGUCUGACAGGCUCCCCAGAAGACAGAUCAAGGGGUGAAUAUUCCUCUACCUUGCCAGCCACGACACCCAGUUACACAUCAGGAACCUCUCCCACCUCCAUUUCUUCCUUGGAGGAGGACAGUGACAGCAGCCCUAGUCGCAGGCAGAGACUGGAAGAGGUUAAACAGCAGCGGAAAGCCCGGCACCGCUCACAUGGUCCUCUGCUUCCAACCAUAGAAGAUUCUUCUGAGGAAGAGGAGCUGCGUGAGGAAGAGGAGUUGUUGAGAGAGCAGGAAAAAAUGCGAGAGGUGGAACAGCAACGCAUCCGAAGUACAGCACGCAAAACUAAACGAGAUAAAGAAGAACUGAGGGCACAGAGGAGGAGAGAGAGAUCCAAAACUCCACCUAGCAAUCUCUCUCCCAUUGAGGAUGCUUCACCCACUGAGGAACUGAGGCAAGCUGCAGAAAUGGAAGAGUUACAUAGGUCUUCCUGUUCAGAAUACUCACCGUCUGUUGACUCAGAAGCAGAGGGAUUUGAUGUCAUUGCCUCCAAGCUGUACAAAUCUGGCAGUGAAUACAGUCUCCCAACAUUUAUGUCCCUUUACUCUCCAACAGAAAAAACUUCUAGUUCUGGUUACCCCUCCAGCAAGCCCCUGAAAAGUGCUGAAGAAGCCUAUGAAGAGAUGAUGAGGAAGGCCGAGAUGUUCCAAAAGCAGCAACCAUCCCAACAAAGUGUCUCCUACAGCAGCACCUUCCAGCAAGUAGGCUAUCGUAGUUCAGAAGGCCCAAAUAAUUUUGAAUACCAGUAUAUAGAUGACUAUGGCUUUGAUAGCCGGAAUGUGGAUUCCUCUCAGUCUGACUACCAGAAUGAACUUUCCAAAUCUGGAGCAGUUUAUGAAGAAAUCCUUCAGACAUCGCAGAAUAUUUCCAGGAUGCAUCAAUCUUCUUCUCUGGAUUUGACUCUGGAACAGGAAGUAAAGAAGAAAGGGAGAGAAGACCCUUAUCAAGAAAAGCAGUUUUUGAAUGCAGAGAGUGCUUAUGAAAGUGGUCCACUUACUCCUGGGACAAGUCCUACACAGCUAUCUGCCCCUGUCUCCUUUUCAUCUACUGAAAGCACUACAGGCAGAAUAAUCCCUGAUGUUCGGGUCACUCAGCAUUUUGCAAAAGAGAGUCAUGAGCACCCAAAACUUCAUAGCUCAGCUACUGCACCCACCUCCGUUUCAAAGAGUAUAAUAACGCCUUACACAUAUGCUAAAGGAUCUAGCACAGUUACCACUGUUGUUUCCAGUCCUGUAAGUGCGCCAAGAAUCUACAGCUCUCCAACUUCUUUAAGUGGCUCAGAGGUGCCAUCUGUGUCCACCACUAGCCGAAGUUACACUCAAACAAAAGUGACAGCAAGUUAUGGCUCUCAAACAGAAAAUAUCACCAGAGUCAAGAGUGUUACAGAGAUCAGUGGGCCUUCAGCAAGAGAGAAACUGCAAAGUAUGACAGAGAGCAAGACAAAUGUAUCCAUGUCAACACCUAAAAUGUAUUCUUACUUCAAAAGCUCCAGCCCCCCACUUUCCCCUUCCUCUCCUACUCAAAGUCCCAUCCAUUCUGCUCCAAGAGUUGUGAUGCCUUCUAGUGCAGGGGUGGGAUCUAAAUCAACUGCUGAGUUUUCCACUCAAACACAUAGCACAAUUAUCUCAUACGAUAUCCCCACUACAACGGCUGCAUCGACGUCUUCUCCUAUGAUAGCCCAAGGAACGCAAACACCCCACCGAUCGAGCUCACCUCGCCUUUCUCGGCAACAGUCAUCACAAGAAUCCCCCUUUAUGGUCAUCACAUUAGCAUCGGACGUGGCCAUUCAAACUAAGCCAAUUGGGGUGAGCUCUUCCAUUUCACCAGCUUCAUCUCCAACUAGGCAGGGCCGUCAGCAAACAGUACACAGUUACAGCCAGACAGUGACCACUGCAGCGCAGCUCCAGCAUGAGCAGCUGCAGUCCAGCUACACCAAGACACCAUCAGUGCUUGAAAAAGCCUCUGCUUCUAGUGCUGCAAUGCAGAAAAUGCAAACCACUACUUCUCCCGACAGCAUUCCUGGUGUGUACAGCUGGGAAAGUCUGCCUGCAGAGAACAUUUCUUUGUGCAGAAUCUCAUCCAUUCCUGGGACAUCUAGAGUAGAGCCUGGACCCAGACAGCCUGGCAGUAAUAUUGUAGAUUUGCGGACUGCUAUAAAGUCAACUCCAAUCAUUAUAACCGACCAAGGCAUGGAUCUUACAUCCCUAGCUACUGAGAGCAGAAAAUAUUGUCUCACUAUGGACCAGUCAUCCAGUCGGCAGUCCACAGCCAUCCAGCCCUUGAUCAUCAAUCUCAAUGCUCAGGAACAGCCUCAUGCAAUCAUCAGCACGGCCACCACAGUCAGCAUCACUGUGGCUUCUUCCAUGCUGGUGUCUCAGCCAAAGCAGCCUUCCGUCUAUGGAGAUCCUUUCCAGAACAGAAUGGACUUUGGUCAAGGGACAGGGAGUGCAGUUUGUCUGACGCAAGUCAAGCAGGUAGAGCAAGCAGUUCAGACUGGCCCCUUCAGAGGAACCGUGAGUGGCACUGGCAUGGCUGCUUCUGGAGGCCGGCCUGAAGCCGUAGGCCCACAGCCAAUGAAAUUUGCACGGUAUAAUUUGCCCAAUCAAAUGACACCUUUGAUGAAAAAAGAUGCUCUGAUUACUCAGACCAGCAGUGCACAGAAUGUUGUUAGUGCCAUUCCCAGACCGUUUCCUCAGGAUCAAAGCUCAGAAGUAUAUAGAGGGGUGCCAGUGGAGCUGAAAACGCAGCCUCCUCCCAUGCCCCUCGGAAGCAAGAAGUCCCAAGUCAUGAUGGUGCAGAUGGAAGAUAUAGCAGCAGGCCCUGUAACAAAACUAAUCAAAGAUGAACCUCCUCCCAAUGCCCUUGACCUCACUGGCAUGAAGCCUGAAAGCCAAGUGGCAUGUUGCGAUGUGGUCUACAAGUUUCCAUUUGCAGGCAGCUGCACUGGAGCUUUCAAUCCUUCUUCCAAGCUGCCAGAAAAAAAUGUUGGGGAUGGCGCUCACGCUGGCAAACCUAGUGGCCAGUACUAUGGAAGCCGAGAACAGGAAGUAGUCGAGGCAUAUCCCUACCGAGAACAAACAGGACCGGGGGCUAAUCCGUAUGAAGAACACAGGUUCUACCCGCAUGGGCUUUUUGGGAGGCUGUAUUCAUCCAUGUCCGACACCAACCUUUCUGAAAUGGGUCUGAACUAUUACCCAGUCAAAGGGCAGCAGCCGUUCCACUCCCCUGCUGGAGAUUCGGCGGUGGAUUUAACAACCAUGAAACAUUCAUACAGCGUCAGCUUUACAGAGGGAAGCUAUAUGGGACAUGGAAUGCAAUACGGCUCUUUCUCUGACCUCAGGCAGCCCACUGAUUUGCUGAGCCAUUCAUACCCAAUACGAAGAUACAGCUCAGCCUCUAAUAUAUACUCUGAUUAUAGGUACUCACCGAGAGCAGACCUGGCUAAUUUUCAAGAAUCCAGUCUGGCUCAUUAUAGUGCCACGACAGCUCGUGAAAUCAGCCGAAUGUGUGCAGCACUCAACUCCAUGGACCAGUAUGGGGGCAGGCACACAAACAGCCCAGAUCUUCUCCAGUAUGGACCUAGUGCUAUAGGAGCUGGGCCAGGAGGGAGUGGAAGCAUCUCCGCUCAGCAGGGUGCCAUGAAACCAAACAUGAUGUACAACCCAAAUUUUCCAGAACCUCGCCCAGGGUUUGGAAACCUAGCCCAAUACAAUCUGUCCAGGAUUGCAGCUGUCAGGCAGGUGCUCCCUUCCACAGCCACUGUAAGAGCUGCUGAUGGCAUGAUUUAUUCAACUAUUAAUACACCAAUAGCAUCAACCCUUCCCAUAACCACCCAACCAGCGUCAGUGCUGCGACCUAUGCUCCGAGGCCUAUACAGACCUUAUGCACAGAGCACCAUCACACCUGUCCCUCUGGCCAGCUUGACCAGAGUGCCUCUUGUUACCCCAAGGAUGCCCCUUGCAGCACAAGGCUUGUAUCGCUAUCCAGUGCCCAGCAGACUCCCAGCAGUCCCAACAACAUCAGUGAUGGAGUCCCCAAUGUAUCUGGGAAAGUCUGCUAGCACCACGGCAUCUAGCACCACAGCCACUAGUGUGAGUUCGGCGCCAGCUUCCAAGCCUUCAGCUCCAAUGCCUGUUAGUGUGCAAAGGCCCGAGCAAACAGGCACUGUCACUCGGGAAGAGUCGCCCUCGACAACCUCUGGAGCACAAGCUACUUCCAGGGAGCCUAGUCAAGGACCCCCACAGCCACCACAAAUACCAGUCCAGAAACAGCAAGUGGAAGUUCCACAAUCCAGCAAAGGGGCCACAGAGAGGGAAGAGAAAGAGAAGGAGGACGAGAGGCAGCGGAAGCAGCAAGAACACAUCCUCCAGAUUGAGAGGGAGAGAGUUGAGAUUGAGAAACUGAGACAGCUGAGGCUCCACGAAGAGCUGGAGAGGGAACGUGUGGAGCUGCAGAGGCACAGGGAGAAGGAGCAGAUGCUGAUGCACCGGGAGAUCCAGGAGCUGCAGUCUAUAAAGCACCAGGUCCUUCAGCAGCAGCAGGAGGAGCGCCAGGCCCAGUUUGCUCUGCAGCGGGAGCAGCUAGCCCAACAGCGCAUGCAGCUGGAGCAGAUCCAGCAACUGCAGCAACAGCUGCAGCAGCAGUUAGAGGAACAGAAGAGACAAAAACCCACCUUUCCUCCAGUGUGUGACCAGGCCGGGAGGAUUCCUCCCCAGGGUGCAUCAGAGGUAGCCGUGGAAAUGCAAAGGACCCUGGCUCAAAAUGGGCAGUACUGGCCACCCCCAACCCAACCCUUUGUGGCUGCCACAGCUCCGGGGCAAGAUGGGCAAGCGCAGCCUCGCUAUCCUGGGCUCCAGAGGCCCCUCACCAACUCAGCCUCUGAAAUGUCACUGCAGAUCGAAGACCAGUGGGAAGCCAGUCGAGGCAUUAAGAAGCGUAACUCUAUGCCACGUCUUCGGGAUGCAUAUGACAAGGAGCCUGGCCAUGAGCCAUAUGUUGUGAAGAAGAUUACAGACAGCAGCGUACAGACGGAUGAGGAGGAUGGUGAAGAGCGCUUCUAUGCAUCCCGGCGGCGCCGUACGCGGCGCAGCACUGAUUGUAGUGUUCAGACAGAUGAGGAAGAUAAUGCCGAGUGGGAACAGCCAGUGCGGCGGCGGCGCUCCCGUUUCACCCGACAUUCAGACUCCAGUGCAGAAAGCAAACAAGACUCCUCCACAAAAGGCAUGGCCAGCAUCGCGAUCCAAACCAUCAGUGACUGUUCUGUGCAAACUGAACCCGACCAGCUCCACAGAGUGUCACCCUCCAUCCACAUCACCACUCCUGACCCCAAGGUGGAGAUAGUGAAGUACAUCUCUGCCCCUGAGAAGACCCAGCGAGGAGAGAGCCUGGCCUGCCAGACGGAGCCAGAAGCUCAUCCCCAGCCAGGCAUUGUGGUCCCUCAACUCACCGUGCCUACAACAAUUACGCCUUACUCCUCCAACAUCCAGAUUGUAAGCACAGGUCCCCUGGAUCCACAUAUAAUCCGACAGCAAGCACUAGUGAAGAAAAAGCCUGACCCAUUGGAAAUUGGAUACCAGUCCCACCUGCCUACAGAUUCUUUGUCUCAACUGGUUUCUCGCCAGCCUCCCAAAUCACCCCAGGUUCUCUAUUCCCCAGUCUCUCCCAUCUCCACUCAUCGACUGCUGGAGUCAUCAUUCACAACCAGUGAAAGGCUCAACAAAGCCCAUGUGACCCCACAGAAGCACUUCACAGCUGAGACUGUCCAGCGUCAGCAAACUCUCCCUCGGCCAAUCAAAACCAUGCAGAGAUCCUUAUCUGAUCCCAAGCCCAUCAGCCCAACAUCAGAGGAGUCUGCAAAGGAUAGGUUCGCCUUGUAUCAGCAUACGUUGCUUGCUGGAAGCCAGAUGUCUGCUCUGCAGUCCAACACCCUCACCCGGAAGGUGAAACGAACGCUGCCCAGUCCCCCACCAGAAGAAGCUCACCUCCCUUUGGCCAGCCAAGCCCACUCACAGAUGUACAUGCCCAGCUUUAUGCAGAAAGGAAUAGGAGCGCAGGCCAUUCAAGUGACAAAAGCCAGCCUUCUCAAAGACAUCGACCGGGACUUGAAGCUGGUAGAGCAUGAGUCUACUAAGCUGCGGAAGAAACAAGCUGAGCUGGAUGAGGAAGAGAAAGAGAUUGAUGCCAAGCUAAAGUACUUGGAACUGGGAAUCCAUCAGAGAAAGGAGUCUUUGUUGAAGGAUCAGAAUGUGCGCGAUUAUCCAUAUCUGCGAUGCCUGGGAGAGAACAGGGAUUACAUGUCUGACAGUGAGCUAAAUAACCUCCGCCUUUCCAGCUACGAGAGUGGCAGUAUCCUGGCUAGACCCAACACUGCUCCUUCUAAUCAAUAUGCGGAUUUCUCCAGCACACAGUACACAUCAGCCUCCUCCUAUACUCCAUAUCAGUAUUCCUCAGGUCAGGGUGCCCCACCAGCUCCAGCCACAUUCCAGCAAACAAGAUUUCAGCCUCCGCAUUAUCCGGCAGGCAGCAGUGGCCCUGCUCAAAAUGGUUUCCAGGCCAGCCAGAUGCCUUCCUAUCCUUCUCAAACUACAUAUCAGCCACACAGCUUCACUCCAAGCACUGGGUAUCAAUCUGAACUGGGCCUGCAGAGCCAUCAAGGCUUCCGGCCCCCCUACCAAGCUCAGACCACGUAUUCCAGCCAGACACCUUUGCAGUCUGCUCAGAACACUCUCUUUCAAGCCCAUGCAGACACACACACAACCUCCCAGAAACCACGCCAGACAUCUCUAGCUGAUUUAGAGCAGAAGAUCCCCACCAAUUAUGAAGUGAUCAGUAAUCCCACUGUGGUGAUUUCUGCUGCAACACCAGAAGUUACAUAUAGCAGUACAACGGUUACCAGCAGCUAUGACCAAUACAAAGUCCCUGAGGGAAGGCCAACAGACCGGAGUGGUGCAGUGCAAAGUCCCUCCACCAGCUAUGCCUCUGACUCUCUCUAUACCAACCUUGAGCAAAACAUUCCUCGGAACUAUGUAAUGAUUGAUGAUAUCAGUGAACUGACCAAAGAGAGCACCGCAGGAGAGGGCCAGAAAGGAGAUCUGAAGUCACAUAGCAGCAAUGGCAGGCAUAUUAAAGAAAAAGGUGACCUGGCAGAUGCAGAUGUUUCCAGUAGGCCUUGCUGCUAUUCUAAAGGAGAAGAAGAGUCAGAGGAAGAUAUGUAUGAUCAUCAUGGCCCUGACCAUCGAGGGAAGAACUAUCACAGGGGCCAAGACAGCAAUGGCAGAAUGGCUGGUAGCUCUGGUUCCUACUACUAUGGAGAUAGUGAUUAUAGACAUUCUUCUCGCCCAGAAAAGCAUGGGUCCAGCAUGGGAAUGCAGAAACAGACUUCCAAAAAUUUGGCUCCAGCUGUCAUCUCUUCCAAGCGCAGCAAGCAUCGGAAGCAAGGUAUGGAGCAGAAGAUAUCCAAAUUCUCCCCUAUAGAAGAAGCCAAAGAUGUGGAAUCAGACCUGGCCUCCUAUACAGUAACCACGUCAGUCAGUAGCAGCAGCGUAGCAUCCAGAGCCAAGAAGCUGCAAGAUGACAUCACUUACGGCCUCAAGAAGAAUGUGUAUGAUCAGCAGAAGUACUAUGGCAUGUCUAGCAGGGAUAUGAUGGAAGAGGACAGUAGAGCAUAUAGUGGUGGACGAUCCAGAUCGUCUGGUUAUGUGUCAGAGAAACUGUCAAGCCGAGAGGUCAGCAGCAGGAGCAGAUCCUAUGAGAGAGAGAGCAUGGAGAGGCCUCCAAAAGGAAGCUCCAAACCUUCUUCUCUUAGUAUGGGUCAGAGUCGUGGGCGACCUCCAAUUCGCACACAGACUUCAGAAGAGGAAAGCCCAAUUAGUCCUCUGGGGAAAUCCAUGGGUGUCUCGCGCUCCUCGGGUGGACCCCUCCCUCAAUCUGCUGGAGACAGCUGCUCCCAAUUCUGCUCCAGUCACUCAUUGCCUGAUGUACAAGAACAUAUCAAAGAUGUGCCAAGAACCCACUCUUACAAGCAUGAUGAAGGUUACAUCAUGGAUGAUUCACACUGUGUUGUUUCAGACAGCGAAGCCUAUCACUUGGGGCAGGAGGAGACAGACUGGUUUGAUAAGCCGAGAGAAACUCGCUCAGAUAGAAUGAGGCAUUAUGGUGGCCACUCCUCAUCCUCCCAGAAGAGGGGUACAGUUAAACAUACCUAUCAUGACUAUGAUGAGCCCCCAGAUGAAGACAUGUGGCAUCACGAUGACUACUCCCACCAGCGUCAUUCCUCUUCCAAAGAUCAUCGACAUCAUGGAGAUUAUGGGAGGCAUACGUCCUCCUCCCGGCACUCCAGUGAUGAUCUGCCAAAGAGAUCAUCUAGGCAACAUCCAAGAGAUCCAGGUCGCCAUGAGUCACGUGGACAUGGACCGCCCUCUUCCCAGAAGAAAGCUCAGCAAGCAGAUAUGAGGACACAGCCAGGUUAUCCACCCAGCUCUUCAGAAUAUUCCCAGCAGUCCCGGCAGCCAUCCGGCUACCAUCAUACCUCAGAGUCCCAGAAACUGCAGAGGCAGGUGCAACAUGGGCCAUCAUCUCAGCAGCCAAAAUCGGAGCCGCUUUCCCAUCAGCAGCAGCAGCAACAGCAGCAAACGAGGCAGCAGCAAGCAGGACAGCAGCAGCAGGCUUCAGCCAGGCAGCAGCAACAGUCAGGCAGACAGCCUCAGCAACACCCAACAGCUCCUUCACAGCAGUCUUCUCAGCAACAGCCCCAGCAAGCCAGGAUGCAACAACAGCCGCAGCAGCCGCAGCAACAGCCACCACCGUCGGGGACCCAAGCCCAACCCUCCACACGGGCAGCCCAGCCUGGGCAGCCCCAGCCAUUAGGCAAAACACAGUCAACCGCCCAAGCACAACCUGGCGCGCACCAGGCAGGACCAAUGAAAACAGAACAGACGGACGCAUCCAAGCCUACCACAAAAGUGCCACAGGUGGGGAGAGCACCCCAAACACAACCACAGGGAACAAUCGCAGGAGGCAUUAAGCUGGGUCCUAAGCCAGCUGGGGCACCCACCUCUGCUGGUGCAGCAGCUGGUCAGCCAGGAGCAGAAGGAGAGAGCGUCUUCUCCAAAAUUCUGCCAGGAGGUGCAGCGGAGCAAGCAGGCAAAUUGACAGAAGCUGUGUCUGCUUUUGGCAAAAAAUUCACAUCGUUUUGGUGAGAAAACGCCACCAGGAGUUUUGGAGAUAUCAUGAAGAUCACAUCACUUCAGUGGAAAAACCUAUGAAGAAUACAAUGAAUUCAGUCUGCUGCUCCGGACUCUGGGUAUAAGACUUUUGAAACCAUGGAAAACCACUAGGCCGUGGGACUGAAGGUGGAAGAGGUGUUUACACAUACAUUUGCCUGUGGAUCCCAUAAGAAAUUCCUUGAGGACAUCUGAGCCAAUUAUCACAAAGGGCUUUCAGAAGCCACCUGUUGUCGACAGCAUGGUCUAUGUUAUGUGAGCCCGGUGGGGUGAAGGCAGAUCCAUGAUCUGAGGCAUCCUGUAGAGAAAAGUUUACAGAACAUGGGCCCAUUCCAACUUGUCACACAGGCUGGCUGCUCCUGGAUGCUGGAGAAGAUGUCUGGGACUCCGGGGGACUAUUCAGUGCUGUGGCUCCGUUUGUGCCUAAGGUCUAACUUUGGGAGCCAUGGCCAGUUCUUGAGAUUAUACACAGAGUUUCUCUCUUACUGAAUUUUAACUCUAGACUCUUCAUAGGUUUUUCCUGCCGUCCAAGAUGUGCUUGAAUCGAGGGCUGGGAGCGGGAUGCUCCGUUCUCCUUCACAUUCCAGUUUGCCCUGUCAAUUCGUCUACAUGCACAGUGUUUGUUCCCUCUCGUCGUCCCUGCAGUGGAAAGCUUGGGACGUAGAGAACUUUGACUAGGACCUAACACUGUUUCACUACUGAGAUAAGAGGCCAUAGGACUCUAAAAGGCAGUGCAUAAACUGGCUGAAUUUGACUGAAGCAAAUGCUGGCCAGGCAUGUCUAUCAGCCACCCCAAAGCCAUCCUGAAGCCAUUCUAAAGCAUUCAAAUGGCAGUGCUUUCCAUUGUUAGUGUUGCUCAUUGUUUUAUAUAUGCCUGGGGAUUAUUUUUAUUUCAAAAACAGCCUUAAUCAUUCCACUUUUAUUUACAUGUAUACCUCAUCAACACCCAGUAACUGGGGAGUUGGAUUUUAUUUUGUGAUUUUGUGAGGUUCUUUUGUUGUUGUUGUUUUUUUACUUUGUAUUGAACAUUUUUUUCCUCUUUGCAUUGUACUGAAUUAGCACAUGGGCUGUUGUCGGUAGAAGCAAUAGAGUGCAGAAGGCUAUAAAGAGCACAAUCCAGUGUGGUGAGAGCAGGAGAGCUUGCCUCUGCCAUCCUCCUUCCUACUACUGUGCAAUUCAAGUCCUUCUUAAGCCAUUACAAGUGGGCAUGCUCAGAACAACAGAGGAACUACUUGGAGCAGAAUAUCAUUGAACCUGCUAGUAAAGAGUUCCUUGCGCUGUAACCUGCGAGAGCCGAAAGAAAACCCCGCAAAACAGCUCCUUUUUCUAGGCUGUAAAGAAUUCAGCAAGUGUAUAGUUGCUCUGGUUCCCAUUUGUUUGUGCUGUCCGUUUCCUGCCCGUCUCUCGUCUACGCUGAGCAUGCUCAAGAACAAUUCAUUGGCGUGACCCAUAGGAGCUUCCAUUCACCAUGGGUAACAGCGAAAUGAUUCUCAUGUCUAAUGUUCUAUGCAAUCGAAUAACAAAAUUUUAAAAAGCAACUGUUAAUAUUUAAUAAGUUCAAUGUUAUGUAUAAGGAUUUAAUUGCAAAUGUGCUAUUGAGAAACUGGAUAGAUAUCUUUAUAUCGAACACCUGUGUGUAUGAAGUUUUCAAUUAGUGGCAUGCUUGACCCAUUUGAGGGACACUUUUGCCAAAGGGUAGCCAUAGAGCCGUUGACUGUCUCUGUCUGUUGUAGAGCAUGGCUUGCUACUUCUCUGCACGGUUUCAUCUAUUUAGAAUGCUUGCAGUUCUUUGCUUGAAGUUAAUUUUUUUUCUCCAGUUGGUUCAUCUUCUCUAUUGAAUGCCAUUAGCAGAUUUAUGCACUUGUUAUUGAAGGCCUGUCAGUAACUCUGUGAAGUGUAACACCAGAGUGUAACACCAAAUGUACCCAGCCAUUUACUCUCUCUCCCCUUUGCCACAUCCUUCCCUGCAGUAGCCACUAGACCUAGUAGUCCAUUACUACCAUGGGAGCCUAGGCUUUGUCUAGACCUGAAGCACAUUCUUGCUGGCCAAACAUUAAAUGCAGAUUAUUUGGGAUUGCCACAGACAAGGCAGGUCCUUCAAGAAUGGGGUCCAUGUUGAAGAGGCAGAUUCUCAGUUGCUUUUUAUAUAUGAGUUUACUAACUAUAAAGGGAUGGUUACAUGGAGAUAAAACAAGAAAUCCUUUCUUUCCUGUUACACAUCUAUAUUACUGUAUGUUUGGUUACAUCUUGCUACCUAUUUGCUGUCUCACAUGAUUUCAUUUACCUGGUGUCAUGUCUGCUCAAACAAACAGUUAACUUUAUAUACGUGCUCACCAACGUGUAAGCAAUGACUAUCUGACUGACCAAUAGCUCAUUAAUAGAUCAGGUCAUAAACAGUGACUUCAGCAACUUGUUUACAUACAAACAGUUAACCCUUUUAUAACUGAGUUGUGAUAGACACUUGCAAAAUCCCAACAGUCCACUGACAAACUCUGCAAGGACAACAGCUCUGGUCUCAACUAGUGCCCAGCAAUUAUCCAAUACUCCUUUCCCAGUUUCGGUGCCCAAGGGCCAACAGUGGUGGCUGCUGUUCCAAGUAAUGCAAUAUAAAUGAAUAAAGAACAACUGAACUGCAGCUCAUGGAAUUCGGAUGCUGAGAAUUACAAAUUUUUACAUCGAUUUUAGCUUUUGGUACAAUUCCUCCCACCCACAGUGGCCACCCUCUUAGUGGAACGAUUACAUUAAGAAUUUCUUGCAUGGCUGGACUAAAAGGGAGAGCUCUUUGCAAAAAAAAAAGUGACUGAGUCUGUUCUUUUGUACUGAAAGAGGAGAAAGCGAGAGUUUAAGAGGCUACAUGAUAGGUGACCGGGUACAGAAUAAAGAAAGAAAACCCUAUUUAUUUAGGGUAGUUCUGGGCCACUUUUCCAGGCAAAGGGGCAGACAAUAAGAAUAUUAGAAUUAAAACAAUAAAGUUCCUGUGUAGUUCCUGUGUCCAUAUAGUCUCAGUCUUAAGCAUAUAUCCUCAAUGAGAGGUAGGAAUGCAGUGUGGGAAAGAUCUCACUCUUCACCAAGGGAACCUGGUGACUAAAGGGAACUGCAACAUUCAGAGCCAGGUAAACAUCAGGAGAGAGCCUUGGUGACUAUUCCCUGUUGAGGGUCCUCCUGGGGUACUGGUAGGCCAGGAUACAAGACAGAAUGCUGGACUAGAUGGACCACCUGUCUGAGCCAGCAAGACUCUUCUUAUGACUCGAAGCAGUGAUCUAGAGAAACCCACACCAUGUAUUUCACCAGCAAGACAUUGUUUUAGAAACAGAACACUAAAGUUGAGGCAUUCAUGUUGGGGAUGGAGAUACUGCUGAAUUGGUUGCAUUUCUAACACUCACUUUCACUGGGCAGCCCUUCACCUUUCUGUCUCAUUGGAGCAAAUAUCGGGAAAUGGGAAAGUAGCUUGAGAAAAUGCCUCCUCUUGGGGUUACCAUUGCAGCAGGUGAGAUGAAGAGCAGAUGAGAAUUAAUAUCCCAACAAGACAAAAGCAAAGAGCCAAGGCCUCUACUGGAACUGUGCCCAGAGCGGAAGGCUUUCAUGGCCAGCAUGGGGCAGGGGGGUUCCUGGUAGCUGCUUCAAUUAGGAUAGCAAGAUGGGCCAGGGAGAUUCCCAUUUUCUCUUUCCCCAAACAGGAAGUUUCCAUCGUGAGCUGAGCAAGCUGGUGGAAAGUGGUCCUGCUUACCCACCCUUUCCCAGCUAUACAGGCCUCUUUAGCUAGGAACUCCACAACAAUGACAAGUGCAUAAUCUGAGGAUGCUUCUUCAGGGCUCUAGGUUGAAUUUGUGUCCCUUACAGGUUCUCUCAGCAGUGGCUGCUAAAAUCCCUUCCAUCCCUUCUGUUGUAAAUAUUUGUACAGUGUGUAUAAAAAAGAAAAAAGCACUAUUCAUGUGGUAUGAACAAAAAAAGUCAACUCAUAGGCCCUUUCUGUGGAGCUCCAUCUCAGUGACCAGCACACCUGCCAACUCUUGCUUUUGUGUACAAAAAGAUCAACAAACAACGCCUGGUGUUUGUGGCUGGCUCCUUUGGACUGUUCCUCUUCUUGCGAAGCAUAGCAGAGUCUUGUAGAGUUGUCAUGGCUGUCACAUGACAUGUCCCUUCCACACUCUCCUUACCCCUCUUACCUGUCUCUUCAGUUGUUUCCUUUUCUCUUUUUUAUUUUUUUUUAUUAUUUUGGAGGUGGGAGGGGUUGUGUAUAAAAACAAAAACCCCAUCAAACAAAAGAAGUUUACAGUUGUAAGUGCAAUGACCUAAAAUCCUUUAUCUGAACAUUGUAAAUGAUGUGUGUGUCCUGCUGUGCUCUGUGAGAACUUGUAGUAUUUCAGUGUACCACCUCAUGUAUUGUGACUCCGUAUGGGAAGUUGCCCUACAAGGUAUUUCUGUGGAAAACAGAAUAAAAGGACUUGAUAUGAUUCACAA